CAAAAUCACAUCAAGCUUUUAGAACUGUAGCUUUCACUGAGAUUGUUUCCUAUGCAGACAACACUCAGAUAGGAGCUGUUGGUAUUUUGUGAUAUUGAAGAGAUUAUAAGAGAGCAGGACAGUGAAGCACUGAAGAUACCAAGUCUGCUUAUUGUUGCUUUAUCUGGGGGUAGUCCCCUUAGCCAAGUUUAGUUCUUGAUUGAGUAAGUGAAUUACAGGCCAUGCACCUCCCUUCCCCUUUCACUCUGCCGCUCAGUAGUCCGACUGACACAUCAGGAGAAACCUGAUAAACUGCUGCUUCAGUCAAGAUGUUCCUGUGUUGUUGGCUGGCUCUGGUGGCUUUAAUCCCUAUGACUUCAGGCACCAAUCCUGGGGUAGAGGUCAAGCUAACAGAAAAAGGCCUGGAAUAUGGCAGACAACUGGGGAUGGCUUCGAUCCAGCAGAAACUCAAAACCAUCAAAGUCCCAGAUAUUUCAGGGUCACAGGAGGUGUCUCCCAUCGGCAAGGUCAAGUACAGCCUGUCAAAUAUGCAAAUAGUGGAUGUGGGAUUACCGAAGUCUGCGCUGGAUUUGGUGCCAGGGACUGGUGUCAGACUGUCCAUUGGUAACGCCUUCAUCCAGCUGCAUGGAAACUGGAGGGUCAAAUACAUCAAAAUAAUAAAGGACAGCGGCUCUUUUGAUUUGAAUGUCAACGACCUCACUAUCACUACAAGUAUUGCCAUUAAGAGCGACGAGACGGGCCGACCUGUGGUCAGUAGUGUCAGCUGUGCGGCCACUGUCGGCAGUGCGAGCAUCAAAUUCCACGGUGGAGCCAGCUGGCUGUACAAUCUCUUCAAAAACUUCAUUGAUAAGGCUUUACGAAAUGCACUGCAGAAACAGAUCUGCCCUCUGGUGGCCGAUGCAGUAUCUGAUUUGAACCCUCAGUUGAAAACUCUCAAUGUUGUAGCCAAGGUGGACCAGUAUGCAGAGAUUGAAUAUUCCAUGGUGUCAUCACCCACAGUGUCAAGUUCUUCUAUAGACUUCAGCUUGAAGGGCGAAUUUUACAACAUUGGGAAGCAUCAGGAGCCUCCGUUCUCCCCCGCAGCCUUUUCCCUGCCGCCCCAGGUCAACAACAUGUUGUACAUCGGCGUGUCUGUCUUCACCACCAACUCUGCGGCCUUCGUCUACAACACAGCUGGAGCCCUUAGCCUGUACAUCACUGAUGAUAUGAUCCCACAAGGCUCUCCCAUCCGACUCAACACCAGAACAUUUGGAGCCUUCAUCCCACAGAUUGCCAGGCGUUUCCCGGGUCUGAUGAUGAAACUGCUGGUGAAGACGGUGAAAAGUCCCGUCAUCACUUUUCAACCCAACAACGUGACAGUUCAGGCGACUGGCACAGUGACGGCCUACGCUAUCCAAGCCAAUACCACACUUUCCCCUCUCUUUGUCCUAAACUUGGAGACCAGUGUCAGCGUACAACUGUUUGUCAGUGAAAUGAGGCUGGCUGGAGCUGUCACCCUAAACAAAAUGGAUCUGACCCUGGGGACAAGUUAUGUGGGAGAGUUUCAGGUCAAAUCCCUCAACAGCAUCCUCCAAAUGGUCCUCAAAGUGGUAGUGAUACCUAAAGUCAAUGUUCAACUUGCAAAGGGAUACCCACUUCCUACACUUGGAAAGAUGAAGCUUGUGAACACUCAGCUACAGGUCCUAAAGGACUAUAUGCUGAUUGGGACAGAUGUUCAGUUCAUUGGCUGAACGGCAUUUCUGGAAACUCCCAGAAUUAAUUUCAUGCCGCCAUGAAGACACAACCACAGCCAGAGUUCAACUACCUGAGGGAAAAAACUGAAUGAUGUACAAAUAUUACUUCUACUACGAGCCUGAGAAAUGCAGAUCUCCUGUUUGCAUUUGGAUAUAGUCUAAUGUUUUUUUAUAAUCUGUUCUUUAUA
Molecule: messenger RNA, 1921 nt
Organism: Sander lucioperca (pikeperch)
Lineage: Eukaryota; Metazoa; Chordata; Actinopteri; Perciformes; Percidae
Product: bactericidal permeability-increasing protein-like
Exons: 16
Coding region: 309-1730 (473 amino acids)
Molecular function (GO): lipid binding
Source: RefSeq, a predicted model, not a curated record